AUGUCGCUAGGGCGAAAUCCAGACCUUUCACCGUCCACGAGGGAGAACGCGCGGUUGUUUCUACUUUCACCCGUGUCGCUACGGCCCAUGACCAGCCAUGCUCGAAUUGAAGGUGGCGCACUGUACACGAAAGGCGAGCGCGAGGUCGCGGAUACGCGCCCAAUCCCGCGGAAGAGCUUCCUGCCUCAAUUGGCCGCAAAGACUGGCAAUGGCCUCGCAACUUUAACGGAAGAAAACUCAGACAGCGAUACCUACAGACAGAAAAUGUGGGCAGGUCAGGCCAACAUCUUGGUGACCGUGCGUUUGCGUCCGCUUCUGAGUCACGACCGAGAUCGCGUGGAGAUUGUGAAAGUUUUAGGGAAUAAAGAGAUUGUCGUUCUCACGCGCAGUUCGGAGUCGAUACCAAUUGCAAAUUCCUCUGCGCGACGGCAUUCGUUGCACUCGCAUCGGAAACCACGCCACACGUCCGCUUUUCCUGCGAUGGCAAAUGGAUCACGCAGACGUGAAAAACGCUAUGCGUUUGAUUAUGUUUUUUCCGCAAGUGAUGGUCAGCAAAAAAUUUAUCAGCAAACCACGAAAUUUCUGAUACACGGAGUACUAAACGGUUUUAAUGCUACCGUGUUUGCCUAUGGCUGUACUGGAGCAGGGAAAACGUACACGAUGCUUGGCACAAAAGAGGAGCCUGGUAUCAUGGCGAGAACAUUGGAAGAUCUUUUCCGAAACAUUGAACGUGUUCAUGCAGACCCAGCAGGACGUGUGCGAUACCGAGUGACAGUCUCUUUUCUAGAAGUUUACAACGAGAAUAUCCGCGAUCUGUUGUGUGCUAGUUCGUCUUGCUCGUCUUCUGUCGCAAUGCCAACAUCCGAGUUUCUAGAUUUGCGUGAAGAUCCGAUUCGAGGGUCUGUUGUAGCGGGAUUGUUGGAGGUGGAGGCGAAUAAUGCACAGGACGUGAUGAAAUUAUUGCGUAGAGGCAACAAGUACCGAUCACAGGAGAGUACGUCAGCUAACUCCGUCUCCUCGCGAUCACACGCAGUGCUUCAGGUGCAUAUCGAGCAGCAAGAGAAACUGGCGGACUCGGAAAAUUGCGAUACUGAUAACGUUGAAGUAAAAUUUGGGAAAUUAUCACUUGUGGAUUUAGCAGGAAGCGAGCGAGCUGCCGUGACACAAAACCGUGGUCAGAGGUUACUUGAGGGAGCAAAUAUUAAUCGAUCAUUGCUAGCAUUGGGGAAUUGUAUCAAUGCGUUGGGAGAAAAGGAAGGAACGUUUGUGCCUUAUCGAGACAGCAAGCUUACAAGGCUUCUGAAAGAUUCAUUGGGUGGAAAUUGCCGAACGGUGAUGAUUGCCAACGUUAGCCUUGCAGCAUCAAGUGUGGAGGAAACGUUGAACACUCUCAAAUACGCUAAUCGAGCCAAGAAUAUCAAGACGACGAUAACAAGGAACAUUGUUGAGUCUGAUAAUUCUUUCAACCAGAGCAACCUUGUGGCAAACCUUCAGGAAGAAAUUGCCACAUUGAAGAAGGAACUUCUUCGGCAACAAGAAAAAGCGGAAAUUAGUCGACAUUCUCCGCCAGAAUCGGAACGACGCUGGGUCGAAAGCAAGAAAUCUUUGGAGAAUGAAAAUGUUGACAAUAACUUGGAAGAAGAAGACUGGAUGACGUCAAAACUACGUGAAGCUCGUCAAUACAUUACGCAGUGUUUUCAAGAGCGUCGGAGAUUGCGUCACGCACUAUUGAAGAUCGAACAUCAGAUCAAAAGUCGAGCACAGGAACUUCAAGAUAAACAGAAUCCACCUGCCUUAAUCACAGAACCAAACAACGCGCAGUCUUCUUCUCCCCCUUCUAAGUCAUCGACUGUAAAUGAACCCCAAAGUCAACAAAGGGAAGGGAAAGCAUCUGUGGCAGACACAACACUGCAAGAAAAUAACACAGCCGUGGAGGCAGCAAAGACGGAUGUUAAAGACCAGCAACUCGCUUCUUUAUUGUUGGAUAAGGAAGGCCUGAUGCAACAACUGACCAGAAACGAAAGAGCAAUGGACGAGUUUCGGCGAGGAAUUGAGCAAAGUCCGUUAAUGGAGCGCAACGAAUUGAUCCGCGAGGUUUUACUGAUGGAAUUUCGAAUUGGGAGUUUGGAAAUUGACAAGAUGCAGCUUCAAACUCUGCACGACCUGCAAAUGAACGUUGGCGUUGGUGAACAUGGGAACAAUGACGACCUUCUUACAGGGCAUCUAGAUGGCAGCCUUAUCCCUAAUGGCGGACGAGAACUUCACCUUGAUCUGCCAGCUCUUGUUUCGGAUAGAUCCCAACCUCAAACCUCUGACCGGGAUAGCAAUCGUGUACAUCUUCCGAAAAUCAAGGCAAGUAAAGGGUUCUUGGAGGAGCUGCGUGUGCAUCUUUACCCAAGUAAAUCGAAUAGUAAUCGUGACAAGCAUCAGGAAGUGGCGCACACAGUUGCAGUAUCUCCCGUGACGAACAACAAACAUUGGGGCAUCCACCUGAACAACGCUUCACUACCGUACAUUCGUUUAAAGAAGAAGAACCCCAUACCGCUAUACGUCCAGCCAACCACAUCUGGAAGUCUUGCAGAAGUACUAACACUGGGAAGAACACCGUCAACGAAAUCGGUAGCAGAGCCUUACCUCAAAUCGCUCAAGAAGCGACACAAACCUCGUGGUAAGCAUAGUAAAAACGCGAAGUAAUAAUAUUCUUGACCGA
This is a messenger RNA of Phytophthora nicotianae INRA-310, 2710 nucleotides long. RefSeq lists its product as hypothetical. Bases 1 to 2694 code for a protein of 897 amino acids. The record is from RefSeq and is a predicted model, not a curated record. Gene Ontology annotation, molecular function: microtubule motor activity; microtubule binding; ATP binding. The transcript has 2 exons. Gene Ontology annotation, biological process: microtubule-based movement. Lineage: Eukaryota; Oomycota; Peronosporomycetes; Peronosporales; Peronosporaceae.